AUGUGUGUCAUAGCCAUGGAGUACGUGGACACGUACGGUGGUAGUGGUGGUGGGGGCCGCCUCCGAUCUGGUGCGCAGGAAUCAACCACAGCAACUGGCGCUACACGGCCCUACCUUGAGCAGCGCACCGCUGCACCAGUGACCAGUGCGCUAGGUCAAGAGCUGGAUCGCCUUGUUGGUGGCACGCUCGCGGCACAGGAGUACCGUGACCGAUUGGAGGCCCUCACACGCAGUGUGCAGGCAAGUGAUGAGAAGGUACUGAACCUGACACGCCUGGUGAAGCUGUCGCAGAGCAUUCAGGAGGAAAAGGAAACGGAUUUGCAGCGCCAGAACGACGAGCUGCGUGCGCGGCUCAAGCGACAGGAACAGCUGACGACCCAGCUGCAGCGGCAGCUGGAGGACAUGCAGGCUGCUGUGGAUGUACAGGCGUUUCACCAGGUCGUGGCGCGUCUUGAGGGACAAGUGAGCGCGUACAAAGGAAGGCAGGAGGAAGAAUGGGUAUCGCUUCAGCAGCGCAUCGGAGAGCUGGAAGAGCGUUUGCAGCGGACUAGCACAUGCACGGCGGAGCGCUGCGAGCAGCGGUUGAUGCAGCUUGACGAACGUCUGCAGCAAAUCACGCAUUCCACUGCGGAUGCUACGAAUCAGUGGGCAAAGCGCAACUUUAUCCGCUUAAAGGAACAUGUCGACUCACUUCGUGUCGAUCUGGACGACGUUCGCGGCGGGCAGCAGGAGCUGAAAUCAACUGUGCAGAGCGCCAGCUGCCGUGCCGAAGUAGAGUACAAGAAGGUGCUUCUCCUCCUGCAGCAAAAGACAAAGGAGGCAGAUGCGCUGUCGUCACUGGUGGAGAAGGAGCUGCAGCAUCUGCAGAAGGUGGCGCACCGGCACCAGAUUCUGGCAUCCAAGGACAUCACACCAGCCUUCGAGUUUGACGAGAAGCCGUAUGAUGCGCUCAAGUUUGCGGGGGAAGGGAAACGUCGUGGCGCGGUGUCUGCAGCAGACCGCAGGCGAAGGUGA
This is a messenger RNA of Leishmania braziliensis MHOM/BR/75/M2904, 1014 nucleotides long. RefSeq lists its product as hypothetical. NCBI's taxonomy places the organism in Eukaryota, Euglenozoa, Kinetoplastea, Trypanosomatida, Trypanosomatidae. The coding region runs from base 1 to 1014 and encodes 337 amino acids. The transcript has a single exon. The record is from RefSeq and is a predicted model, not a curated record.